CCGUGUUUCUGCACGGAUCGUUACCCAUGACGGACCUUUUAUUCACGUGUAAACAAGGAGCUGAGUAAUGUAAUUCUAAAUGACGCGUUAGAGACAGUAACCUUCUGUCACACAGUAUUUAGAAAUUGUAAACAACGAAACAGAGGUUUAUUAAAAAAAAUUAAAUACAUAAAGACACUGACGGAAAAUGGCGUCUUCAGCGGCGGAACACGACAGCGACGAUGGCAUGGACGAGUUAAUGGACAAGUUCAAGAGCCACAGCUACUCCAAUGCCUUCAAACAAGACAACUGGGAAGAGGAGUUCGAUAAAAUCCCCAUGUUCAUGAAAAAAGCCCCCGAGGAGAUUGACCCACAUCAGUACCCUGAGCUCGCCUGUCUCCAGGCCAUGAUCCACGACGAGGACAGGUCUCCGGAGGAACAAGCGAAAAGCCUGAAAAACGAGGGAAAUGCAUUUUUUCAAGAGAAGAACUACAAGAAGGCCAUAGUGGCCUACACAGCAGGUCUGAAGAAGAAAUGCGACGACCAGGACCUCAGCACAGUUCUUCUCACCAACCGUGCUGCUGCACACUUCCAUCUCGGUAACAUGCGAUCUGCACUGAACGAUGCUGCAGCCGCAAAGAAGAUCAGACCAGAUCAUCUCAAAGCCUUGAUCAGGGGAGCUCAGUGUUGCAUAGAGCUGCGUAACUUUUCAGAGGCCGUGCAGUGGUGUGACGAGGGGCUCAAAGUCUAUCCUGCCGACAAGAAACUGCAGGGCCUGAGAGCUUCUGCAGAUAAACACAAGAGGGCAGCAGAGAGAGAUGCCAGGAAGGCCAAGGUCAAAGAAAAGAAGUUGCAUGGUGAGAAAGAAGCUCUUCUGGCGGCUAUAAAGGGUCGAGGCAUCAAGCUGCUCCAGUCUGUGGACGACCUCAGCUCUAAGGAGGUGACGGGGGCUCAGGUCUCCCUGGACGAUCAGGGCUCCCUUCACUGGCCUGUUCUCUUCCUCUAUCCCGAACACCAGCAGAGCGAUUUCGUCUCGGCUUUCUGUGAGAGCAGCUGUUUCAUCGACCACCUGUCUGUCAUGUUUGGAGAAGAGCUCCCACCGUGGGACGUGGACAGAAAAUACCACCCACAAAAUCUGCAGCUGUACUUUGAACACGAACAGAAGGAGACACUCUACCAAGUGAAACCAGAGACGCAACUUUUAGAAGCGUUGCAGCAUAAAAGGUUUUUUGUCAAGGCAGGAACUCCCAGCUUCAUUGUUCUGGUAAAGGGCUCCUCGUUCACAAAGCAGUUUUUAACGGGAAAGAAAAUCCAAGGAUUGUGAGAACAUUUGUCCUCAAAUCUUGGAUUUUUAAUUACACAACAUUCUCCUUUCAACACCGAAACACUUACUUUAAUUUUUGGAAGACACCACGUCAAAUAUGUGUAUCUCCUGUUCCCGUGAGCUUGACACACGGUUCGACACCAAGUCUCAGUGUAAAUGAAACUAAAAUAAUUGAGGUAACUAAAAGCCCAUACAACCCAUCACAAUAUUACCUGUUAAAAAAAGGCUUUUGACAAUGACUCACACCUCACGGUGUAACUUCAUUUACUACAUUUUGAAAUUGUUAUCGUCAUUUUUUUUGCCCAAGUUUGAGGCUCAUAAGAGAUGGACCUGUGUAUAAACCAAUGACGAUGAUUCAGGAAGAAGUGUGACAGAACAUGAUGGUGUUUAUUUGAGCUUUGUAAAACAAAAACAUGUUUAUGACUAUCAAAGAGAGGUCAGUCGACUUUAUUGUACAGUUAGCAGUGAUGGGUGUGGCUAUCACCUGUAAUUGAGACACUUAAUCUUGAACCCUGCAUCAUUAAAAAAAGAGGAAGAAUAAAACUGGUGUUAACUUAUAUGACCGGGAAAAAAUGGAAAAUGUCCUGGGAAUGAUUACUUUGUGGGAACCCUGAAUUUGUACUAACAAGGAAACAGUUGAC
This is a messenger RNA of Scophthalmus maximus (turbot), 1944 nucleotides long. It is a transcript of the gene ttc4, whose product is annotated as tetratricopeptide repeat domain 4. Bases 188 to 1303 code for a protein of 371 amino acids. Gene Ontology annotation, molecular function: Hsp90 protein binding. NCBI's taxonomy places the organism in Eukaryota, Metazoa, Chordata, Actinopteri, Pleuronectiformes, Scophthalmidae. The record is from RefSeq and is a predicted model, not a curated record. The transcript has 10 exons.